AACAAAACAACUAAAAUAAAACCAACCCAAAGGAAGUGAGAACAAGGCGCCUGCCUAUUCCAGAGCCCCUAGUGAUGCUUGCUAUGGGGCUGGCAUUGUGGGCGGCUUGCGAGCUGUAAGCGGGCUGCGGGUUUUGAGUGGGAUUGGUGAGCCCAUCUCUAUCUGCGGGCGAUGCAUCCAUCUUUCUGGGGAGCAUGCGGAGGCGUGAGGUCAAGAAUUGGCUACUGUCCUCAAUUUCAUGCCUUGCUGGAAUAUAUGACUGCUCAGGAAAUAAUGAUUAUGUAUGCCAGAAUAUGGGGAGUCUCUGAGCCCCAGAUUGGGCUGUAUGUGAACAAAUGGUUGAAUUCACUGGAACUGGAGUCUCAUGCUGACAGGCUUAUCAACACCUACAGUGGAGGAAACAAACGUAGGCUGAGUACUGCUAUUGCCCUAAUGGGAAGGUCUUCAGUCAUCUUCCUGGAUGAGCCAUCAACUGGCAUGGACCCAGUAGCCAGACGCCUGCUCUGGAACACGGUGACAAAGACACGUGAAAGUGGAAAAGCCAUCAUUAUAACCUCCCACAGUAUGGAGGAAUGUGACGCCCUCUGUACCAAUCUAGCCAUUAUGGUGCAAGGGAAGUUCACUUGCUUGGGCAGCCCUCAGCAUCUCAAGAACAAGUUUGGCAACAUUUACAUCCUGAAGGUUAAGGUCAAGACUGAAGAUAAAUUACAGGAUUUCAAAUGUUAUGUUGCAACAACAUUUCCAGGUAGUGUCUUAAAACAUGAAAAUCAAGGGAUCCUUAACUACUACAUUCCUAGCAAGGACUGUCGCUGGGGAAAGGUGUUUGGCAUUUUGGAGCAAGCUAAAGAGCAAUUCGAUUUAGAAGACUAUUCUGUCAGUCAGAUCACACUGGAACAGGUCUUCCUGACCUUUGCUAACCCAGAGAAAUCAUCCAGUGAUGAUGAAAAUGAGGUGCCAUGAGAUUCAGUUACAACCAGUGACC
Molecule: messenger RNA, 982 nt
Organism: Pongo pygmaeus (Bornean orangutan)
Lineage: Eukaryota; Metazoa; Chordata; Mammalia; Primates; Hominidae
Product: phospholipid-transporting ATPase ABCA3-like
Exons: 6
Coding region: 172-960 (262 amino acids)
Biological process (GO): transmembrane transport; lipid transport
Cellular component (GO): intracellular membrane-bounded organelle; membrane
Molecular function (GO): lipid carrier activity; ABC-type transporter activity; ATP binding
Source: RefSeq, a predicted model, not a curated record